Molecule: messenger RNA, 4648 nt
Organism: Porites lobata
Lineage: Eukaryota; Metazoa; Cnidaria; Anthozoa; Scleractinia; Poritidae
Source: the annotation of a GenBank genome assembly
AUGGCAGCCUCGUGGUUAAUUCGUUUGAUCUUUCUGGCUGUUAAUGUUCUGAGCGCAAAUUUACUGGUGAUAUCCAACUCCGACUUCUGUGCGAGCGUUUUUGAAACUAAGAAUGGUAAUUUAACACGUUCGGCUCUAUAAAACAGUUUUCGACAACUUUUUCUAUAUCUCUCUGCCCAAACAAAAAAUACCCGCCAUUUAAAGCACUUUAAAAGCCCUUCCUCUUCUUGACUAUUUCUGGUGUUGAAAUUUAAUACUUAUAUUACAUGUACAACUUCUAUCACUUUUUUUUACUUCUGACGAUUCCCGCUCGCUCGUAUCUAAUCCCAGCAAGAGGCCUAAAGUCGUUUCCAGAAUUCUAUCUGAAUUUGGAAAAAUUAAGGAAACCGGAAAGAUGUGUCAUGUUAUGAGCAUCGAUGAGUAGGUUACCUGUAUGGGUUGGUUUAAUGUGCUUAUGACUGAAUUUAUAGUAGCCUGCGUGGCAGGCUACUAUAUUUCUCCUCAAUCCACAUCCCCUUUUUGCUUCCUCCCUAUCCCUACCUCUUCUGACACCUGCUACGCAAGCUAAAUUUAUAGUUGUUAGUGGUCGCAAGGAUGGAGUUGAUCUUGUUUUGAUCCAUCGCUAUGUAGUUAUUUUCGUAGCACGAUUUGGAUAAGAAAAAGAAGUUAUUUUGCAUCAAAACAAGGUUUACCCGUGUAACUUAAAUCGGAAUGUUAACGGAACAAGUAAUGGAGAACCUGCGCAUAAAUUAAUGCUCUCUGAUUAACCUGAACGGGAACUAUAUGUAUAAAGAUACGUCAUAUCUUGCUAGUAAGUUGCCACAGCUAACUUUUUCAAAGAGAAAUAAACAUUGUAGUUUUAGGUUAAUGGAACAAAACAAAACAAAACAUCCGCUUGCUUUAUCCAGGGUCGAACCAGGGUUACAAAGUUUGAUAAAGUUCCAAUGUUUUAAUCCAAGAUGAAAGUUUAAUGUUCCAAGAUUCUCUUGAUACGGUUAAAACUUAAUUGCAAUGUGUUUCCAAGGUCUCAAAGUUAACAUAGUUCCAAUGAUUAUCCCUGAUUCCAAGGUAUAAUAAGUUUACUAAGGUCCUGAUCCAUGUCCCAUCCAGAAGUCCAAUCCUUGCCGAAUGCGAGUCGUCGAUCGACGAGGACAAUAUUUUCGCAAUUUCUCCGCCAAUCGUCAAGGGUACGUCUUGACAUUUAGGUGAUUUAACCUCCCAUCGUCAAGGUGUUUUCGAUAAGAAAGUAAAAAAACUGGACUCUAGCUGUGCUCGGCAAAAACAGGCGAACUCCGAAUAGAAAAAUCUAUCGGAAAUCGCGGCCCGCAACCAGACGCUACUAAAACCUUAUGAAAAAGCUAGACCUAAACAAAAAAGAAUCAUGAAGGGAAGAAAUAAUUUGGCUUAGGUCGCCUUUCGUGACUUGCCAGUAUCCCGAAGGCUUUCGCUGGUUAACAAGCCAUCCUAAACCACGAGUGGGAAAACUCAAGAGCGACAAAUUUGGCAAGGAACGUUCUGAUUUCAACGUUCUUCAAAGGAAGCAAAUCGAUUAAAAAUCGAUACAGAUUUUGUACAAUCUGAUUGGUCGGCUUCGAAGAAGAGAUAAUCGAUAAAGAUUUUAGGCAAUCCUAUUGGCUGGCUUUGCAAUUUUGGGUACAACCGAACCGGAUUUUUACCUUGGGAGUGCCACAGGCAUCCAACGGAAUUAAGAAAGCAAGUAUAUCUUUUAUUAUAAAAAGGCAAAGCUAAACUAAGAUAAUAUUUGCCCCUGGUUCAUGAUAAAGUAUAUACUGUUUUAUUGCAUAUUCCCCCGUUCUUUAUUAUUUUUUCUUUCAGAUCAUGUUUUAGUUGGUCAUGUCAUGAAUACGUCAGCGGUUGCUGACGAGUUUGAAUGUCACCAAAAAUGCCUCAGAAAUAACAGCUGCAAGUCAUUUAAUGUUCAUCCCGGUACAGAUAAUACUAAACGAGUUUGUGAGCUGAACAACAAAACACGGCAAACGACGCAGGAUAAAUUUAAAAAGAAGAAAGGAUCUUCUUAUUAUGGACAUGUUAAGGUUAACGCAAAACAACCAAUUAAAACACUUGUUCACGACGGUCACCCUGAAUUCAAUUAUGAGACAACAGAUUAGUAUUUAAUUUCUUUAACUUUCCGGCUCAAAUUCUCAAAAAAUAGAAAUCACCUUUGAUCACAGUAGAUUAGGCUUGAAAAACAAUUUUUUUCCAAACAAGAUAACCUAUUCGCACACUUACACCGUCUUAUUUUAUAAGGUUAAUAGGCUACUUCCGAGCUCCAAAAACCCUCACUUUCAAAAUGAGGCGAAGUGCACAACCUUUCUUGUGAAAAUGAGUUUUAUUUACAUGAGAAUGAAAAAUAAUUUCCAUAUCAAAGGCUUAGCACUUAACCUCGUUUUGAUACAGAGGCACGGGGAAACAAGGAAAUCGCCUAUUGAACAGCCCCGAAAUAUAAUUUUAUGUUGUAAAGGAAGGUUAUGAGACACGAUAGUCCUCGGUUGCAGCCAAUUUACACUUUAUAAUUUAUUGGUUGUAUCCCUCCAUGGUCUUAUCGUCGAGAAGUAUGGUGCAGCCCUGCGGGAGAUGAGAUUAACAAUCCAGGCUUGAACUGCACCAUCGUAUCCUUACAUUACUUAUUGUUUAGCGUUGUAUUUCAGUUGUAUCUCGGUACGUGUGCGCGUACAAUUUAAUUUAAUUUUUAAUUUAUUUAAUUGACGUGUACAUUUAGUUCGUUAAUUAACGUCUUAAUUUUACUUUGCGUUAUUUUCCUCACUUACAUCUGUUGUCUGUGACUGUACUCACAUGGUGGGUGGCUCCUCCUAAAAUGUUCUGCAAUUGGUAUAGGAUUUAAUGGAAAACCAAUUAAGGAAUUGUACGCAUUUUAGGCAUCCUACUUAGUGAUGAACAGUUGCGACACGUAGAUAUAUAUUUUUUAGCAACUAAUAUAAUUUGCAGUCUGUCUACUUUGAAUUGCAGUAUUCUGCUUGCAGAAUUUAAUAUGUCUACUUGUUAUUUUUGCUGAUCAAGGUCUUUAUAGAUCCUACGUUUGGCAUAUUCGUUUGCGGUUUUAGUCCUUUGUGGUUAAUGUUUGUAAAUUAUGUAUUUUUGGGCCCUAGAUCUUUUAUAGAUCCGAUAUGCUGUAAUUUUUGCAUGGUUCUGUCCAUGUUUUUGAGGUUGGUUUUGACCAAUCCUAUAUUUUCUUUGCGACACAUCAACUUGACACUUGGACACUUGCCCCCCAGAAGGCACGUAGUAUGGCGUGAUUCUGUGGGGGUUGAGAGUUCUAGGUUAGGGCUUAAAUCAUAGUGCGUGGAUAUUUUUCAUCAGAGUUUUCUCUGGUUGUUACGCCAUACUGACGAGGCCCAAAAAGGAGCGAAACAGCUGUCUACGGCUACAGUCCCGCUCUGUUUUGAGUUCUUUCAUUGUCGUGUUGAUGUCCUGCAAAGUUAAUUUUCACGUAGUACGAUCAGCAUUGCAGUAUUCUGCUUGCAGAAUUUAAUAUGUCUACUUGUUAUUUUUGCUGAUCAGGUCUUUAUAGACUGAACAUGGCCAACGCGUGACCAUGGUGAGAAAAUCCAAAGCAACUACCUUUCCUGCCUGUUAAAAACUGGCUGAGAUUUCGCGUCCGAAGCCAGUUGGAAAUCAAUAUUUUAAUUGUGCAGCUCAGAAACACAACUUUAUUUCCUGUGCAUUGAAGAAAAAUUGAACUUGAGCCAACGAAUAUUUAAAAAGUAGUAACUUGUCAGCGGAUAAGUUCAUAAAAACGCAAACUCGAUGAAUCAACACAUGAGCCCGCGAUACGGCCAUGUGAUAUUGCUCAGCCAAUACCCUGUUUUGACAGCUGUCACCUGACAAAAACAUGGAUGUCCAAUAUCAGGUUACAGACUCCCACAAUACGUAGAAAGUGUGAGAUUUAAUAUUGGUUCCCCUAUAGUGCAGACAGACGGACGGACGGUCACGUGACCAAAUUUUCCCGGAUAGAUAGAAAUGCGCGCGUCGAGCUCCGCUAUUAAAACAAUCUUUCUUACUGUUUUUACAAAUGUACAACUUCGAUAAAAUACCUCUUUAUCUUCACAUUUUUCUUUCAGGAGGCUGGCUCCUCGUUUCCAACAUCACGAUGGAAAGUUCAACUCCUCCCUCUUAGCUGCCAAUCAAGACUUCAUACCGUGGAAUAACCAGUGAUCAGAUGGUUCUCACAAAAACCGCCAUGAAUGAGCUGAGAACAAACUUGUCUUUCACCCAACUGAGAUUCCACUGCAGUAAAAACAAUGGACGUACGUUCCACGUGACCACUGUUGCUAACAGCACUGGUGAAGCUGCAGUCCAGUACUUCAGCGGUCAGACGGAUGUCCAGCCCGCCUCGUGUGGCUCAUACGUCAGAAUGGAAAAUGACAACUCAGGGUCAGCAGGUGUUUGCCAAAAGUGGGGAUUGGAAAGUGGCUCAUUUGAGGUAGCUAAAUGGGGUGCUGGAUUUGAUCAAGAGAGAUUAUACGACCACCCUGCUUUUGCUAGAGAUUCAUAUCAUUGGGCGCUUAAUCAUCCAGACUACAGUGGUGGCCAAGCAAAAAGGUGGGAAUGCGAUGAUUAUCUUGUUGGCGUGAACACCGGUGAUUUCUGGAAGAUUUACGUUCGCUAA